Pseudovirgaria hyperparasitica is the source of this 1317-nucleotide messenger RNA. RefSeq lists its product as uncharacterized. Lineage: Eukaryota; Fungi; Ascomycota; Dothideomycetes; Acrospermales; Acrospermaceae. The transcript has a single exon. The record is from RefSeq and is a predicted model, not a curated record. Bases 1 to 1317 code for a protein of 438 amino acids.
AUGAGCGUUGAGACUACCGUUACACCAACGAGCGGAUCGCCUCCCUCUGUGGAGGUGCAAGGUCCAACGAAUAGCCUGACAAUAGCAGACUCGUUCAAGAUUCGUCAAGUAGAUGAUAUUACCGUCGCGAGAGCGAGAGAGGCCCCUCAAGUUCCUAUAGCCCCUGGACCUGUCAUUGAGCCACUCCCAGUCAAUCCUCUGGUAGAGGGCUCUCUGGGCAUACUAUCGAAGUUCGUUGGGACAUUCCAGGGUACUGGAAUGAAUAUGAUAUUUCGUCCUAACACCAGUGGAUCAGGUCUUACGGAUAACAUCCUCGAAUUUAACCUCACCACGGAGAAGCAGACCUUCCUACAAGACAUUGGUGACGUACCAAACCGUGGCUUUGCUGGACAACCAGACCUCAAUCUCAAGGCUGUUCCUUACACACAGCAGAUCUCCGACAGGCUCAACAAAGAUACAGGCAAAGCAGAUCUACCAACUCCCAUUCCCAUCCACUUCGAGCAAGGUCUUUUCGUCCGAACGCCACAGACCGUGAACCCUGAUGUACCAACGGGAACCAUCUCUCGCAUGGGAUCUAUUCCUCAUGGUACUACCAUUAACGCUCAGGGCAUUGAGCCUACAGGACCCCCGGUACAAGGAGCUCCAGAUUUUGGAACUGUGUCGAUCAUUCCCUUCACGAUAGGCAAUCCAGACAGCCAAGUCACCGCAUUUGCUAACCUCAAAUUCGAGCCAACUCAGCUACGUAUUCCACAAGACUUCACCAAGUUCAACGAGUCUGGCGCACUCACACAAGCCAUCUUUCAAAAUCCCAACGAAGUACUCAGGAUCGCAAAUACGAACAGCUCUAAGAAACAGGUUAAGGAACACAUAAGAUUUGAAUUAUCCACAGAAGGUACCAAUGCACUUCCUGGUGGCGGAACUGCCAACAUCGCAUUUCUGCAAGGUCCACCCGGAAAUCCGCUGCCCGCUCCCAACGCCCAUGGCGCUAGCAUGAAAGUCACAUACUGGAUUUCCACUGUGUUGGUUGAUGUCGUCAUCCCUGAGGGCCAUUACGCAGCGCAUCCCACGAAGAAAUUACUCUCCUCGGAGGCUUCGCGUGUCGACAAGGUCUCUACUCCUAAGUUCCUUGUCGAGCUCAAGAGAAAUGUGUCUCACAACACUACCGUCAAACUAUCGUAUACACAAAUCCAGUAUUCUCAGAAUGUAUCGCUGAACUUUGGAGGCCUCACGUGGCCGCAUAUUUCAGUUGCGACGCUUCAGCCAGGGAAUGCUGUGUUUGUAAAGGCCGAUUCGCCACUGCUUGCGAAUUUGAAGUAA